AUUUCUUGAUUUGAUAAAGACAAACGAUCUCAAAGAUGGCACGACAUGAUCCUAAUCCAUUUGCUGAUGAAGAGAUCAAUCCUUUCGCGAAUUAUACAAAUGUUCCUCCAGCAAACAACUCAUACCUCAAGCCGCUUCCACCGGAACCUUAUGAUCGUGGUGCAACCGUUGAUAUCCCUUUGGAUUCCGGCAAGGAUCUUCGAGCUAGAGAGAUGGAACUCCAGGCUAAAGAGAACGAACUGAAGCGGAAAGAGCAGGAGCUUAAAAGAAGAGAAGAUGCAAUUGCGCGAACUGGAGUAGUCAUUGAGGAGAAGAAUUGGCCCGAGUUUUUCCCUUUAAUUCAUAAUGACAUUCCAAAUGAGAUUCCGCUUCAUCUACAGAAGAUCCAAUAUGUCGCAUUCACCACACUGUUAGGAUUAGUAGGAAGUCUCUUGUGGAAUUUUGUGGCAGUAACUGUAGCUUGGAUCAAAGGAGAAGGUCCCACUAUAUGGCUUAUGUCAAUCAUCUACUUCAUUGCUGGGGUCCCUGGGGCUUACGUCUUAUGGUAUCGUCCUCUUUACCGAGCUACCCGAACUGAUAGUGCCCUGAAGUUUGGAGCUUUUUUCUUCUUUUACGUGUUUCACAUCGCAUUCUGCGGCUUUGCUGCAGUAGCUCCACCAGUCAUCUUUCAAGGAAAGUCUCUCACAGGUUUCUUGCCAGCACUUGAGCUUCUAACUACUAAUGCUGCGGUCGGUGUAAGUAUUACUUCUGCUCCUUCACAAGUACUUAACUUCAGCUUGCUUGCGACAGUCUUACCAUCUUUUUUCUCCCCCACAGAUAAUGUACUUCAUUGGAGCCGGGUUCUUCUGUGUCGAAACACUCCUCAAUAUCUGGGUGAUACAGGUUUCAAACUUCUUCUUACUCCCAAAUUUAUCAACACUAUAACUUGUCUGUUUCUCUAAACCAUGAAGUGCAAUACUCGAUUUUCAGCAAGUAUAUGCAUACUUCCGAGGGAGUGGCAAAGCUGCAGAGAUGAAGCGUGAAGCUGCAAAAUCAACCUUGAUGCGUGCACU
Messenger RNA from Brassica oleracea var. oleracea, 1052 nucleotides. Its product is annotated as secretory carrier-associated membrane protein 2. Gene Ontology annotation, biological process: protein transport. Bases 36 to 941 code for a protein of 301 amino acids. Gene Ontology annotation, cellular component: recycling endosome membrane; trans-Golgi network membrane. The record is from RefSeq and is a predicted model, not a curated record. The transcript has 10 exons. Lineage: Eukaryota; Viridiplantae; Streptophyta; Magnoliopsida; Brassicales; Brassicaceae.